GCUGACGGCUCUGUUAUCUUAUCUUUUCGCCGACGUUUCAUUCAAUUCCAUCGUGGUACAUAUAAGUUGUAAUUAGCAAUGUCAGUCUACGUAGUGCAAAAAUUUUGAUUCAAGCUCUUAUAGUUAUGUGAAACUCAAGGAGUACAGUGUUUACUAGUCAUGGCGUCGUCCAAAGCGUCUUCUCAGGACGCUUGGUACUUAUCACUGCUAGGAUUAGCAGAAAAUUUUCGGAGAUCAGAACCUCCUAAUAUUAAAUUAACUAUACAGUGUCUACAAGCUGUAUUUUCAUUUAAACCACCAGUCAGAGUUGAGGCCCGCACUCACCUCCAGCUCGGCAACAUUCUACUCAUUUACACGAAGAACAUCGAUCUAGCCCGACAUCAUCUUGAGCAAGCCUGGUUUUCAUCUCAGAGUAUCAAUGCAUUUGACGAUGUGAAGUUUGAAGCAGCCAGCAUACUAGCAGACCUUUAUGAGCAACAGAAUCAAUCACACUUAUCAAAACCCAUUCUUCGCAAAGCCAUUGAACUUUCCCAACAUUGCAUUUAUUGGCAUUGUCGACUAAUAUUUCAGCUGGCUCAAAUCCAUGCCACUGAAAAGAAUUAUGAGGUUGCUUGCAGUUUGUUAGGAGUUGGUGUUGAUUAUGCCCACAUUUCAUCGGCUCAUUACACAAGAAUUUUGUUCCUAUUGAGCAGGUGUAUGCUGCUCCUUGCAGAAAAGAAGUUAAAUGAUGUGAAUCCACUGUUGGUCCAGUCGGGAAUGCUGAUUGACAAUUGGCAAGGAAACCAGAACCAAAAAGAAUACCUUCGUGUUUUCUUUCUUGUUUUGCAGGUAUGCUGGUUUUUAGCAGCAGGACAAGUCAAGAGUGUUAAACCCUGUUUGAAGCAACUUCAACAGAGUAUUUUAUCAAUCAUGUCUCCGUCCUGGCCAACAGAUGAAGAAAUUUGUGGCGCUAACACGGGAGAUACUUUUUUGUGGAUGCCGAAAGGUCAUCUGUAUGUUGUUGUCUAUUUAAUCAUAGUCAUGCAUAGUAUGCAGGCAGGUUACAUGGACAAAGCUCUGGAGUAUACCAACAAAGCUCGCUCACAAAUAGAGAAGUUGAAGUUCGCAGAUGAUAAACCAAUACUGGUAGUAUUUCAACAACACUUGCUAGAGCAUAUGGUUAUGUGUCAACUUGUCAUGGGCAAGAAAGCAGAGGCACUGAGGGAGGUGACCCAAGCAGUUCAAUUGUGUCAGAAGAAUAAGAGGCUCAUGUUGCUGCAUAGGCCGCAACUUCACACUCUGCUCGGACUAUACGCAAUGUCCAUGAAUUGCAUGGAAGCUGCUGAGGCGCAGUUUUCAACUGUACUGCAAUUAUCCAAAGAUCGAGACCUAUGGACAUUUGUGUACCUAAAUCUGGCUAUAGUAUACUUAAGAGGAAGGCGAGAGCAAGAUUUUGCAACUUUAUUCGAGAGGAUCGAUCCAGAACAGCUGAAAAAACAACCCCACAGUUUGCAGGCUGGGGCAUACUAUGUUCAAGGCUUUCAGUCAUUUUUCAAUGCACGCUAUAAUGAAGCAAAGAGGUACUUGAGAGAGAUGUUAAACAUGGCUGAUGCAGAGGGUCUGAACAGACUUACCUCUUGUUCUUUGGUUUUGCUUGGCCAUAUUUAUUUGUCAUUACAUAAUAGCCGAGAUAGCAUGAAUAUGGUGACUCCAGCAAUGCAUCUUGCCAGCAAAAUACCUGAUGUCCACGUACAGUUAUGGGCCUCGGCUAUUUUAAAAGAUUUAUAUAGAAUGUGCCAUGACUCUGCGCGUGAAAGCGAAGCUCAAACGAUGCAUACAAAGUUCUCUCAAACUCUUCUCGAAGACCACUUUACCGCAGUUGGUAUGCCUGAGCAUAAUCUCAUUAAUUGGCUUGAUGGAAGUCAACCAGCAGCUGCAGUAUGAAGUUUUGUGAUGUAAUGACAUCUCUGUUUCUUCUGUUUCUAUGACUUGACCUAGUCAUUUUUUACUUACAGGGUUAUUUUUGGUGCCAUUUAAAUUUUAAUUAAGACUCAAACCUAACUUUAUUUUAGGUGUUGAAUUCAAGACUUGCUUUUGUAUAUUUUGUGAAAAGGGUGAACCCUCCUUAUCCGUGGUUCAAGAAAGUCAGUUAUGUGUUACCAUAAUUUGAGACUGGGGUAUCUGGAAUAAGUUACCUUGAAAAUUGCUUGUAAUUUAAAAUAAUUUUGAAGAGAUUAAAGCUUAGACUUUGAUCUGGGGUAAACAUAUUGCUGUGGUUAGGAAGGACCUAUAAUUAUUAGGAUAUAUUUUUGUGUACCUCACCUUUUCAGUUCUUUUUUUUCCGCUCUUAGCUUGCUUUUUAGUGCAUCCGUUCAGUCUGCUCGUAUUUUUUUGUUCUUGCUAUUUUCUGUCCUGUAGCUUUUAGGUUUCUUUUUUGUUCCUUACAUCUCAUCAGGAGUUGUUCCUUUACUGCAUAGAUGCAUGAGUAAAAGGAUGAAAAAGAAUCAUCAUUUCUUUUUUCAAAUACUCUUUCAAGCAAUUUUUGGUUUCCCGUUCGAAGUUUUGUGAUUGUCUGCUAAGACUUAGAAGAGAGGAAGUUUGGAAACCACUAGUUUCUAAAUUAAUCAUGCAUCACAUCUAAAAAAAAUAUCAACAAUGUAGCUGUACAAUCAAAGGACGUAGAUCAUGUUAUUGGCGUAUGAAUAUCAAUUCAAGUGUGUGGCUCAAAAACUUGCCAUUUCUUAUUUUUCUAAAAUUCUCCUCUCAACCUUUCUCUAUGAAACUUGACCAUCGUAAUUGACUUUUUGAUACUGGAAAUUGCUUCCAAACCAAAGGCUCUAAAUAUGUCUUUUCUGUUGGAAUUAGGAAUCACAGAUGAUAAAAUGUAAAAUGAGAUCUGUCACAAAGACUUCUGUCAAAAAAAAAAUUGUUAUUGCUUGUUCUCAAACUGCAUACUCCAGUCAUUCUACAGCCCAGCUUUACAUUCUACUUUCUUUCCGUCAUCCUCUCUGUUCCAACUCUUUUCUAGCUCCUUGCCUUCCUCCGUUAUUGAACGUUCUAGAUGAGGACUAAAAUGCUUAAUAUGUGCCAUUUAUGAUCUGUGCUAGUUUUUAUAAGUUCGCUAUUGCUAUCCCAAAUGACCAGUUUAGUUUGAUUGACAGAAAAUGAAACUAGAUUUUGAGAUCUUGUUAAAUUUUCAUAAUAGUUUCUUUCAGAGGGUGAAUCAACUGGCUGUCAUUUACCUUCCAUAACUUCACACGACGUAUCAAUAUUUUCUCCUAUCUAGCAAAUAAUUAUUGUACAAAGGCCAUGUCCUCUCAUUCAUAUCAUUUCCCAUUCUGUGUUCCCACUUUUUUUUGUCUAGUUAUAAUUUUUGUAAGACAUUCAAACAUCAGUGUAGUUUUAAUAUAUUAGUCUCUAGUCAUGUCAGGACCUAAUCCUUUUUUUUUUUUUUUUGGUCUUUCCUUUUUUUCAUCUUUUUUUUUUUUGGUCUUUCCUUUUUUUCAUCGUUUUUUUAUUUGUUCUUUCUCUUUUGUAUCCUUUUCUCUCUUUUAUACCAUUAUCUUAAAACGUGAAAAUGAUGGAACUUGUCUCUCCAAUAAACACCGAUCCACAUUAAUCAAAUAAUAUGUAACUUAAUAUGUAUUUAAAAAUCAUUGAUUUCAGUGUCAUGAACUUAUUUUUCACAAUACUUAAUUUUGAACGUACAUACUCAUCUCUAAAAUGUUUUGCUCAAACCAACAGGUGUAAUAAUUAAGUUUAAUAAGUUUCAUCAGCCUAAAAUUCUCUCUAGUCCAAAUUAGGGCAUCUACUUGUCCUCUUAUGAAGUCACGAGUUCUUUAGUUACCGCUAAAUCAAUGCACCAUAAUUUUUUCUUAUUUUUCUUUUGUCCUUUUCAAACCAUGUGUAUUAAGUCUGUUGGAUGUAACUAUCAUUGUUGGUAUUAAAACGUUUCUUCUUUUUUUUCAUUAAUAAUGUUUUUUAUCAUUGAUUAAUUUUUUGCAGCAGGCAUCAAAUCUUACUGAUAAAACCAAAAAUGUUCCCAUCAUCAGUAACAAAAAAAAUAAAUAGAAUAUUUUUAAAUUGC
This is a messenger RNA of Bemisia tabaci, 4066 nucleotides long. It is a transcript of the gene Mau2, whose product is annotated as Mau2 sister chromatid cohesion factor. Gene Ontology annotation, molecular function: protein binding. Gene Ontology annotation, biological process: mitotic sister chromatid cohesion. The record is from RefSeq and is a predicted model, not a curated record. NCBI's taxonomy places the organism in Eukaryota, Metazoa, Arthropoda, Insecta, Hemiptera, Aleyrodidae.